AUGCACCGUGCGUUCUCCUUCCCUGUGACUGUGGAGCGCAGUCGGACCAAGGAGCGCCUGGAGGCGAGUCUGGCCGGGCUGUGCGAGCUGGAGCUCCGCAAGCAGAGGCAGGAGUGCCUGGUGCUGGGGGCGCUGGCCCUGGGAGACCCCCUGCCCCAAGACAGCGCCAGAGGAGACCUGGCGUGUUUCAGCAGCUGGGGGCAGGAGAACUUGACACUGAGGCGUCAGCUGAGUGCCCUUCAGAGUUCCCCAUGGGGCCUGAUGCAAGCGCUGGAGCAGCAGGCGGGAGAGCUGAGGAUCGACACUGACGACGGCUGCUAUGACGGAGCUGAAGGAAACGCAGGCGACAGUCGGCCGAGUUCGGGUUUCUAUGAGUUGAGUGAGGGUCAGUCGCCAAAAGGAAGAACUUGUUCCACUGAGCCCACAGAGACCGUUUCCUCCUGGGCUUCCACCAAUGACAGGCCAAAGUCUGUGGGUGACCCCCUCAUGCCGAAUGGAGAACUGGAUGUGCCAGUCCUACGCACCACACUACCCCGCUCAUUCUCCGCCCCUUACCCGCCUCUGGAGGGCAUCGCUGAAGAGGGCGCAGCAGCGGACUCCUGGCAGUGGGACCCCAGCGGAGCCAACCAAGCCUUGCAGCAGCCUGCGGAGGAUCACUUCACUGAGGAGGACUACCAGCAGGCCUUGAGGGUGGAGGGUUACAUCCUAAAUCUCAUCCAGCGCCAUACCCUCGCACCACGGCCGUGUCAGCCUCGCACAACCCUGAGCCCCGACCCCCCAUACUGCUGUGCCUCCGGACACAGCUCCCUACACAGGGGAACUCCCUCUCUGACCACAGAGCAGCGCCUUCCUGACCCCCAUCUCCAGCCCCACGUUGACCUUUCAACAAACCCUAAGAGCCACGGUUGGGGUUGUGACCUGCUGGAGGGGGAGGCCUGUGGAGGAGAGGCCCCAUCUUUGGAGGAGGACUGUUAUCUGGCUCUGCCCUACCCCCAGCCCAGGCCACACUCCCUGACUGAGAGGCUACCAUCACCUCUGCCCUCCCUGGACCCCAACUGUGGUGUUGGGGCUCUUGACCUUUGUUGCAAACCUCCAUCCCCCCAGCAUUACUUACAUCCACAACCUCCUAUUCAUCACAAACACAAUUUAGUAAGUGCUCAAUACAUCCCUGGACAAGGCUGCCAUGCCCCCGUGCGCUCCCCCAGACACUACAAACCAGAGCAGCCUAAGCCCAACCGAGCUGUCACCUCUCCUGACCACCCGAACUCCAAGUCCAGAACCUCAAAGAAGAGCCACAACGAGCGCCAGAGAGCCAAGAAAUCAAGCAGUAAAACCAGCCGAUCCCAGUCUGAAAACAGCCUCUUGGGCCAGCGAGUGCUGCCUGAGCGCAGGUACAGCACCACGGAGAGGCACCAAGGCAGAGGGGAUCACGCUCAGAACCAAGGCCAAGCUACUGGGCCACACCUGGGCAACAACAGCCACAACGGGAGCCGGCGUUGGUGCUCCAACCUGGAGCUCAGCCAGGACGAGGGGGAGACCCUAGCAGGGCAGGCGCAAAGACGGCCACCCCGGAAAGCUCGCCACGGUCACUCUUGUCCCCAUUCCCAACCCCAGAACUACCACCAGCAGCAGCAGCACGCCCAGCGCUGGCACCAGGACUGUCAGGAGAGGGCCCCUCUCUGUCAGGGAGAGGAGGGCUACGCUGGUGCCGCCCCCGCAGAGUCCGAGUCCAGCAUGAGUGAGGUGUACUCCCCAGUCUCCAGCUCACUGUCCAGUGACUCGGAUGAGAGUGGGGGGCUGGUGUGGCCCCAGCAGCUGCCACCACGCCUCGCCUCUACCUCCUCCUCUUCCUCACCGUCACCACAGGCCACUGCCAGCGCCCCCUCUCAGCCAAAAGCCUUUGUCAAGAUCAAAGCCUCCCAUGCUCUCAAAAAGAAGAUCCUGAGAUUCCGCUCAGGGUCCCUCAAAGUCAUGACUACCGUGUGA
Messenger RNA from Chelmon rostratus (copperband butterflyfish), 1986 nucleotides. Its product is annotated as dapper homolog 3. Gene Ontology annotation, cellular component: cytoplasm. The transcript has 4 exons. NCBI's taxonomy places the organism in Eukaryota, Metazoa, Chordata, Actinopteri, Chaetodontiformes, Chaetodontidae. The record is from RefSeq and is a predicted model, not a curated record. Bases 1 to 1986 code for a protein of 661 amino acids. Gene Ontology annotation, biological process: negative regulation of canonical Wnt signaling pathway.